AUGGACGUACAGUUGGAGAAGACACUGGAUCUCACACACAAAGAGGAGACCAUCUUCAAUGUUUUGAAGAGCACACUUCAAUAUCCCGCCAGCACAGAAGCAGGAUCUCAGAAGCUUGUUUAUGAUAUCAUCUUCUUCUGUACAUCAGCAGAUGAGCUUCCAUUUUGGGAGAUUUGGCCUGCCGUCCUCGCCCUGGGUUCGUGCAUUCAACCUGGUCACCAGUGGCAGGCUACCCUGAUCCAGUCCAUACGCAUUAUGCGUCAAUUGGAUGUUUCUGUUGCCCAUGGACCUGGGGUAUGUCCCCCUAGGGAGCACCCCAUUUUCUUGGAUCCUCACCCCCCUGAGACUGGUAUACUCGAGAGGUGGAAGAAUUUGAACUCAUUUCUUGCAAGGCUGCCCGGGGACGAUUCUAUCUUUUUCGUUCGCUUGGCACUGGGACAAUUAGAGGGUGCUCUAGAGGUACCACUUGCAGAGUCAGAUUCCCAAUUGCCUUGGACGGAGUGCAAGAUCUGGACGGGGACUGAGUGGAUCAUUCACUGCGGACGUCGGAUUUUCAAGGCCGUCGCCUCCAAAGACAGCCCAGAAAACACCAUUCCGAACCCUGGCCCGUUAAGUGGUGAUAUCCCUAAGCAAAGUGUUGAGAGAUGGGAGUUUUGGAAGAAGCGCUUGGCACAGAUUGCUGUGGAUUAUCCCACCACUGCUAGUUGGAUCUAG
Molecule: messenger RNA, 714 nt
Organism: Clonostachys rhizophaga
Lineage: Eukaryota; Fungi; Ascomycota; Sordariomycetes; Hypocreales; Bionectriaceae
Source: the annotation of a GenBank genome assembly